Messenger RNA from Prunus avium (sweet cherry), 269 nucleotides. NCBI's taxonomy places the organism in Eukaryota, Viridiplantae, Streptophyta, Magnoliopsida, Rosales, Rosaceae. The record is from RefSeq and is a predicted model, not a curated record.
GCUACGCAACCGCCUCGGUCCGAAACGCUCAAAAUCAUAUCCGAUUUGGAGAAAGAGAUUGCCGCUUUGGAUGCCGAGAAUACGGCAAGUUCAAGGAUGCUGGGGCUCCGAAAGAAGCAGUUUGCUCUGCUGUUGCAUGUGGUGGAUGAGUUGCAGAACACCAUAGAGGAGGAGCAGAAGAGUUUGAUUGAGGAGAAAGAGCACAAACACGGAAUGGAGGAUGCAAGUGCGGGCUCGGAACCCAUGCAUGUUGAUUAGAGUAUACAAUG